AACGCUUCGAAGCAUUUGUAGUGUUACAUUGACCUAGCCUUAGUCUGCACGACCGCGACGGAUCCUCUCUAUUAGCUGUUUAUAAUCUGAAUUUCUUCAUGAUCGCUUACGGUCGUCUAUUUCUUACAUAGGCCUUUUAAGGCCUUCUACCUCACUCUCAUAGUUAUAUUCAAAGUUAAUCUACGUUACUAAAAAUAUAUUCGAUUAAAAUAUGUUUACCUCUUGUUCAACUUCGUGUUUGUAUUCCAAAAUUUCAUAAAUUUAAUGAUAUAAUAAUAAUUGUUUGUAGUUUUCUAACGCUUUAACAUCCCCUAUAUCAAGGUCAUUGACCAGAACUAUUCCCCCCACUACUAUCCACGGUGUCAAUAAUAGCUUUAUAUUUCGAAUGAAGAUGCGAUUCGUUCUGAGACAGCCCUCGACUGUUUCCAGGGUUCACACGUGUCAGAAAUAAAAUUCACUAUCCCGGUUUUUCUUUUUCUCUCAUUCUUUUCCGCCGUUUCAACCAAAUGUGAGUUAGCGCCGUUUUUUUUUUCGGGAUUUUCCACGCGAUUUUAACAUUUGAACCAAUCGUUUUGCGACGCCAAAUCACGCUUGAGUCGGCCUGCGGGUUUUUGUUCUUUCGGCUGGCAAGUGGGGAGCAACUUUGUAAAGUUGUUGACGGAUAGUUCGGAUAGUUGGUUGUACUUGACGUACCGACGACAUAUUAUCACGUUUGGGGAGGACGAUCCCAGCUCAUCGUAUCUCGUGGCAGAGUUUCGCACGAGACUUUCAUUCCAUCACGUCAUCGCGGUUAUUAACGCGGAAAUACCGGCGGUGGAAUAAGCGGAUGACAUUGCGAUUUUUGCAUAAACAGGCGUAUCAUACGAGGAAAAUGAUGAAACUGGCACGAAUCGGACACGAGGAUUUAAACAAUAAGUUGAACGACUUGCCUAUGUUGACCGGAACAUCAUCAACCGACGAUGUAGAUUAUACAGACUAUCGCUUUGAGGCUGCAAGGUUGAAUAGUUUUGUUGGUUGGAACGUGCCAUAUAUUGACCCCCAGAAACUUGCGGCUGCUGGCUUGUAUUAUACCGGACAAGAGGAUAUAGUCAAAUGUUUUGAAUGCGGGACUGUCUUGGCUGGAUGGUUAGAAGGUGAUGACGCCAUGAUAGAACAUCAACGAUGGUCCGGACGAUGUAGAUUUGUUCGCAAUAUUGCCUGUGGAAAUAUACCAAUUGGCAUCGAUCCUAGUACAGUACCAUCAUCUCAUAAACAGUUACAGACUUGCGGACUCUACGGCAUCAGAUACAUGCCUAAUUCUGGUCCAGAUAAUUUGCAACUGGAGGAAACGACGGAACAUAACCCAAUCGAGAUAAAUAGUAAAGAUACCGAAGUUAAAGUCUUCUACGAUUCGGACUCAGACGAUGUGUCCUUUAUAGCUAAAUUCGGUGAUGUUAUGAGUUCAAAGCAACCAAAGUAUGCUUGCUACGAACAAAGAUUACGUACUUUCGCGAUGUGGCCAGAAAACAAGGUUCAAAAAAAGGAAGAUUUAGCGGCCGCUGGUUUUUGGUAUUUAGGCUAUGGUGAUCAAACAAUGUGUUUUUUCUGCGAAGGAUGCUUAAAGGAUUGGAUGCCAACAGACAACCCUGUGGAAGAACAUUUCAAGUGGUUUCCCGACUGCGCGUUUAUCAAAAAGGUAUUAGCAAAAAAACAAUUAAGAGAGAAUGCCGAUCUGCAGCCGUCAUCUGCGGCAUGAAUGGAUCAUGGGAGACUGUCUCCAUUUACAACUAGCGUUUAUUAAGCGAACUAUUUGUCAAUUGAAACACGAUAAUGAGACUGUUUUACAAUAGUAGAGAUUCAUGGUACAUAUUUAAUGCUAUCAGAAACUGGAACGCAGGUAUCCCCACUACUUAAUGUGGGAUCUUAUCACACAUGCUUGAUGUAUAGAAAAUUAACUAAAUGUAACCUUGCAUGUAUGUGUAUAUGAUGGGUAGAAGGGGAACUGCGACAUACAAAGGAGCAUGUGUGCGUUUGGAGCUUUGAUCAACUUUAGAGAGUAGACAAGAACAACAAUAUUCUUUUUUUUUUCAUGCUCUAUUCACGCUGUCGGUGCUCGGCGCUAUGUUCACUGAAUCAGAGCUUGACGAUUAAAUUAUAAAAUCAAUAACGCUUUACCGUUUGCAAUUUUUGUACACAAAUAGUACUUGUUAUACAAUAAUAAAUAUACAUAUGUAUAUUAAUAAUAAACAAAUAGUAAAUAAUCGAUGUAAGAGAACUUAUUAUUUGAAAAUAAUAUACAUAUAUACAUAUAGUGUGUUGUAUGUUGGAUAAUAUAUACGCGAAUUAUUUUCCUACAUCAAUUCUUCGUAAUCAAUUAAACACGUUUUGUCAUCAAUAUACGAGGAUAAUGUACAACGUUAUGAAUGUAUUUACGUUAUGAAUGUAUAUUUAUAAAUGACGCUUAAUGACAUGACUCAUUAGCAUAUUAGUCUAGUAUGUACGCAACAAAUACACAUAUAUACACAAAACAUAUACAAACACAUUGUAACACGGAUAAAACUUUUGUUAUAAAAUUCCAAAUUCUAUAUCUGUAAGAAGGUUUAAAUUGAUAUUUUUCAUAUAAUAAAUAUUUAUCUAAGCGUAAUUGUGUAUUUAAGAAUUUUAAAUUGUUUAGCGCAGAUAAUACAUUUUUAUUUUUAUUAACUGAUUGUACUGUAUCAUUAGUUAUAGACAUAUCAAUAUUAUAUAAUAUAUACUUAUAUAUUUAAUGCAAGGAUAUAAUACUCCAUAAUCGACAUAAUAUAUUAAUGAAUUAAUGAA
Pogonomyrmex barbatus (red harvester ant) is the source of this 2799-nucleotide messenger RNA. Its product is annotated as death-associated inhibitor of apoptosis 1-like. Gene Ontology annotation, biological process: positive regulation of protein ubiquitination; regulation of cell cycle; negative regulation of apoptotic process. Lineage: Eukaryota; Metazoa; Arthropoda; Insecta; Hymenoptera; Formicidae. Gene Ontology annotation, molecular function: cysteine-type endopeptidase inhibitor activity involved in apoptotic process; ubiquitin protein ligase activity. The record is from RefSeq and is a predicted model, not a curated record. Gene Ontology annotation, cellular component: cytoplasm; nucleus.